AUGGUAAUAGAAGGAGGUUGCGUAACGGUUGCGAUGUACUGUCUCAUUCAGUUCUACAUCCAGCUCAGACGCGACCUCGCAGCGCAUAGCCCGUUCCUCAAAGUCGUCGCGAUUAAGCUCGUCAUCUUCCUCUCAUUCUGGCAGACCUUCGUCAUAUCCAGCAUCACCUCCACUGGUGCCAUUAAAGCUUCUAGUCGCAUCCAAACACCCGAUAUCAAAAUCGGCAUUCCUUCUAUGCUUCUCUGCAUUGAAAUGGCAAUAUUCAGCGUCUUUCACCUUUGGGCAUUCCCAUGGAAAGUCUACGAUGUGCGGCGCUCUCAGAUCGUGGCCUCAGAAUCAGCCGCAGGUUUCUUUCCAGAUCCGAAGACGGCUUACCAUGGCGGACCUUUUGGCAGCAAAGCUCUCAUGGACGCUUUCAACCCUUGGGACAUCAUCAAAGCCGUAGGCAGAGGUUUCAAAUGGUUUUUUAUUGGUCGGAAGACACGCACGGAAGAUAUCAGCUACAAGAAUUCCGCUCAAGGAACAGGUCUCGAGCCUACGAGAAACCAGAUCACGGCUUUCGAGACUGGCAACCAUUCGUUUGAUGGCUCUCAUCCUUUUGUGCAGGUUGGCAAACCAGCUAGAUAUCAACCGCUUUCUGAAGAAGAGGAUUCCGACCGCUUGCUUGCACACGCGCAAUCGAACCCAGAAGUGCCUUACCCUCGCCCCAUGGAACGCCUCCCUCAUCUCAACGCUGGUGGUGACAUAGGCACUAUGGGAGUAUAUGACCCUCCUACUCCGCACGCCCCACCAUACCCUACCACAAGGCAUCAAGAUCCAGGACAAGAAUAUGGCGUUGCUGAUGAGAGGAGUCUCGGGGAAGAAGAUACCGGUUAUCAUGGUGCAAGAGGCAGGGUGACACCUGUACCACCCCCGGACUCGCAUCCUUUAGGCCCGCCGGGAGGGAGGGGUAAUGAGAAUGAGUGGAACAUGUGGGGCGGGGCACGGGAAAACGAGCGGGAUCUCGGCGGGGACCAUGGGAUUGGUGACAACAGGUUCUAG
Molecule: messenger RNA, 1041 nt
Organism: Letharia lupina
Lineage: Eukaryota; Fungi; Ascomycota; Lecanoromycetes; Lecanorales; Parmeliaceae
Exons: 2
Coding region: 1-1041 (346 amino acids)
Biological process (GO): transport
Molecular function (GO): transporter activity
Source: RefSeq, a predicted model, not a curated record